This is a messenger RNA of Mytilus californianus (California mussel), 766 nucleotides long. RefSeq lists its product as uncharacterized. NCBI's taxonomy places the organism in Eukaryota, Metazoa, Mollusca, Bivalvia, Mytilida, Mytilidae. The record is from RefSeq and is a predicted model, not a curated record. Bases 29 to 766 code for a protein of 245 amino acids. The transcript is spliced from 6 exons.
AGUGCAGACUUAAAGAUAGCCCUUCAACAUGGGAAGAAUAAUGAUGAUUGUCUUUGAAUUGUUGUUCCUGUCUGCUGUCAUGGCUUUUGAUAUGAAAUUUGAUUAUCAAAUCAUUGACGGGGAGGCAAAGUAUUUAGAAAACAUAGAAACCAAUCUGGAAAAGAAUAUAGUGAAGAUUCACACACCAGCACACAAUGAUAUUAUCGAAUCAUUCCAAAUCCAAGACUUCCGUCAGGGUCAACAGCUGACAUGUCUCCCAUCCAUAAAUCAGUGUAGACUGAGGGAUAUAGACAGAGAACUCGCAAUAGAUGCUGGACAAAUAACAGAGGCGUUUAUUCAUAGCUGGAAUAAAGGCGAUAAAAGCAUAACUAGUGCAGAUGGGAAAGUUGUCACGGAAAUGUACUAUGCCGAUGUUCAUGACGUCAUUCAACCUACUUUCCUAAAAGGGGCUGUAAAGGAGUUUUAUCAGGAUUUUGAAUACCCACUGUACAAGGAAAAGAAGAUACCUCAAGAUGCUGAAGUAUAUAAUAUGACUCGCUCCACAGGACAUCGUGCUAAAAGAGGACUCGUCUCUUUUAAUAAUGACUGCAGAAUGAAGGUUGUGUACGGUAUUGAUUCUGGACGGAGAAGCAAUCAUCUUAGAAUAUGUCAAAGACCAGAAUAUAGAAACGGAGCGACGGUAUUAAUAGAUUCACAUUACUUCACCACUGGUUUAUCGAUGCAUGUGUUGUUCUUGGGUUACAUCCAUCAGUCUAGGGAACGGUGA